Rhinocladiella mackenziei CBS 650.93 is the source of this 618-nucleotide messenger RNA. RefSeq lists its product as uncharacterized. Gene Ontology annotation, biological process: protein ubiquitination. Gene Ontology annotation, molecular function: ubiquitin protein ligase activity. The coding region runs from base 1 to 618 and encodes 205 amino acids. Gene Ontology annotation, cellular component: cytoplasm. Lineage: Eukaryota; Fungi; Ascomycota; Eurotiomycetes; Chaetothyriales; Herpotrichiellaceae. The transcript is spliced from 2 exons. The record is from RefSeq and is a predicted model, not a curated record.
AUGACAAGCUAUGAGACCGAGCAUGCGACUGAUCCGCCAAAUCGAUGUCAAGGUCAAUCUCGCAGGCCCGAUCUUUCCUCAUUCCUCAGUCUUCUUGCUGAAAUCACACCUGAUCGUCCUGAAAAUCGAGCCAGAGCACAUGCCAUCCCUGUUCCGGGUGAUGUGUCGGCGGCUUUCCGCUCCCUCGCUGAAGCUUUUCAAUUGAUGCUCAGAGAAAAUGACAACGCCGAUUCAGACUUGUUGGAGAAUAUGAUAUCAAGCUUGUUGGGCUCUGCAGAAACGCCUCCUCGCGAAGUCAAAGGGGUGGACGAGGAGUAUAUUGCGGCGUUGGAGCGGGUCAACAUCAAAAAGGUCAAACAAGACGCCGACUGUCCUAUAUGCGGAAAUGCUUUCGUGGACGACCCGCAUCCACUCUUGGUGCGGUUACCUUGCCACGCAAAUCAUAUCUUUGAUCUGGAAUGCAUACGACCCUGGUUGUUGUUGAAUGGAACAUGUCCACUUGAUAGAAUGGAUCUGGCGCAACGUGAAAGAGAUCGGAAACAGAAGCAACUAGAUGAAAUCAAGAAGACCGCGGCUCCAGACGACGAGGAAGAAGAGUGGGAUGGGCUCUAUGGUUGA